This is a messenger RNA of Exaiptasia diaphana, 1728 nucleotides long. RefSeq lists its product as uncharacterized. The transcript has 2 exons. The record is from RefSeq and is a predicted model, not a curated record. The coding region runs from base 121 to 1203 and encodes 360 amino acids. NCBI's taxonomy places the organism in Eukaryota, Metazoa, Cnidaria, Anthozoa, Actiniaria, Aiptasiidae.
GUCAAUUAGACCAAGAAAGCUUUUCGAGGAAGAGGUUCUGGRCGACCUUAAAUUAUUAUUAUAAGAUCUGAAAAGAAAGGAAUUUUUCGUAGUUGCCUGAAUACUGAGAAGGUUUAGUAAAUGGAACAAGUACAUAACAUGGACAAAAAGGCACUUCUCUUCAUUAUUCUAUUUUCUGUUGGACUACAGGCACUAAAGGACACUSAAGCUAAAAUCAUUGAAAAUGARGUUAAUGUCUGUGAACAUGACCAAGCUAUUUUACCAUGUGGAGGCACGUCUGAUUCAAGGCAUAGAUGGAAAGUGCACAUCCCUCCUGAAAGGGGACGAAAGCGAGUCCCAAAUGAUCCUUCCAAAUAUGGUUAUARCAAUAGCUCACUUAUUGUGAAAAAUGUCCAACAAGCAGAUACCAAGAAAAAGUUUUAUUGUCAUACMUMCUCAACAAUUCAUCGUUACCGGGUAACAUAUAUCUACAGUCUAAAGAUCAUCUGCGAAGACUUGGAUGUUUACAGCGGAAGUCAACUCGCUUUGUAUUGUAAAGUAGAUAUACCWGAUAACGAUAUUCAGAAAAUUGAGUGGAAAUUCCGUGCGAAACAUCGUGGGAAAGCCAAAACAAUUUCUCCUCAAGCAACYAAAGGGAGAAUAACARUGACUGGAAGAAUGCUGAAUAUCACAAAUGUCACCAAGSAAGAUUGUGGAAUGUUGACCUGUCUUGUCUCUMGAAAAACAUUGGGUGUGAGUAGAGGAAGGUAUUUUUAUAACAUUUUUGURAAGAAGGCUCCAAAAAMCACCCYUAUGCCAUCUCAGACCAUUAUGACUUCARCAGAUAAAACCACCAAAAGUGCAGCUCAGACAACUGUGCAAWYUACAACUGGUGGUACCAUUGCCAAAACAAUAACAUUUCCUGAGAAACCAUCUACAACCAAACUUCCCCCUUUUCCAAAAAAUAAUCCAUCAGCAAAAAGUACCACAAAGGAGACUUUGCAAAAURAACAUUCAACAGAUCCCACAACAGAGAAUGUUAAUAACAAAGUUCAAAGAACUUUGACUAYGACCAGUAGUUCAAUUGCUGUUAAUUCUGGUAUUGRAAACCAAAAAGCAGAUGAAGCUACAACAYURAGAAGCUCAUCAGGAACAGUUGCAUCUGGAGCUGCACUUGUUGCAUGCUCAACACUAGCACUGGUAUCUUCUCUUUACAAAACAUGAAACAGUUGGACUGCAUAAAGUUGGAAGAAAUUAUUAGAAAAUAGGUGUAUAAGUGAUGAAUUAGCGCAAGUCUCAUUGCUAUUGAAGUAAAUGGCACUGGGAUUGCUAUAACCUGAGACAUUUUUGCUUGAAUUAGUAGUUAUGUCAGUAUGGGUUCCUGAUAUGUAAUCCCUUUGUGAUACCUGAUAGGUAACAAUCCCUUUUGCCUAUAUAUGGAACAGGAAGCCCACAUUUUAGACCAUUAGGAACUAUUGCCACAGUAWCCUAUACUAUUUAUAGGUAUUUAAAAGAAUAAUACCUUUAAUKAUCAAUAUUGAUAUAAAGUAAGAUCUCAACGUUUUUAGACUAUAGGUAGAUCAACAAUAUGUCAAUAAGUAUAUUAUGUAAAUACAAUUGUAAAUAGCUCAUUGUAAUUGUACAUAGAGAGAAWACCCAUGAUAUAAAACAUAGUCUAACCAAGAUUUGUAAGCUUAAGUAGCAUAAUACUCAACCAGAUUAAAAUGUGUAGAGAUUAAGCAAUUUACA